UAUUUAAAAACAUCGCACGAAACGUCAAAGUUCUCCUUUCAUGUUUUGCUCGAUCGUUCUGCAGUUUCCAUAUUGUUUACAUCACUCAUAAUUUAUAAAAAUUUCCCGUUUAUUAACGCAUAUCGGCAUGUUGCAGGCAUUUAAUUUACACCGUUUAAGAACGGUGACGUCCACCUGGUUCACCGCUGCAAAGUUUUGUUCGACAGAAACUACCGCAGUUGAAACCGGCGCAAGCCAUGUGGCAUCAAAACCCGUGCCCGAUAAGCUGUACAGUCGGGUUGAACUGGAGAUGAAAGGUAUCGACCCGGAAGUGAUGAAAAGUUAUGCAUAUUUUGCCCAAACUGCUGCCGGACAUUUGGAUAUUGAAGUUGGGAAACAGUGGGCUCUGCGGAAAGCAGUCAAGGAUCGUUUGACGCUGCUGAAGUCGGUUCACAUCUACAAGAAGCACCGGGUGCAAUAUGAGAUUCGAAACUAUUAUCGGUUUAUGCAUUUCCACAAGCUGACUGGAUCUACAUUGGAUACCUUUUUGGAGUAUAUAGAACGAAAUCUACCCGAAGGUGUAGCUCUUAAGGUUACCAAAGUGGAACUACAAGAAAUGCCAGAACACUUGAGAUCGGAGAAGUUAUGAACGAUUGGUUGUCAAUUUAAGCAAUUCAAAUUCAGAUAUCCGCUAAGAAGUAGUACGUAAACCUAAAAUAAAUCGUAUGGUAGAAAACAAAAA
Topomyia yanbarensis is the source of this 721-nucleotide messenger RNA. It is a transcript of the gene mRpS10, whose product is annotated as small ribosomal subunit protein uS10m. Bases 128 to 628 code for a protein of 166 amino acids. The transcript is spliced from 3 exons. Gene Ontology annotation, cellular component: mitochondrial small ribosomal subunit; mitochondrion. Lineage: Eukaryota; Metazoa; Arthropoda; Insecta; Diptera; Culicidae. The record is from RefSeq and is a predicted model, not a curated record.